AUGGCUGGGACUUGGCUGCUGCUUCUCCUAGCCCUUGGGUGUCCAGCCCUGCCCACAGAGGCGACCACUCUCCUGAAGCUGGCACAACAAGGUGUGAGCGGCACACCCUUCCCCUCUCUGGCCCCUCCAAUCACCCUGCUAGUGGACGGGAAACAGCAGAUGCUGGUGGUCUGCCUGGUCCUCGACGUCGCACCCCCGGGCCUUGAGAGCCCCAUCUGGUUCUCAGCUGGCAAUGGCAGUGCACUGGAUGCCUUCACCUAUGGCCCUUCCCCAGCAGCGGACGGCACCUGGGUUAGCUUGGCCCAGCUAUCCCUGCCCUCUGAGGAGCUGGCAGCCUGGGAGACCUUGGUCUGCAACACUGGGCCUGGGGCUGGGGACCACAGCCAGAGCACACAGCCCCUACGAUUAUCAGGAGAGACUUCCUCAGCCAGGACCUGCGGCUGGGAGCCCCUCAGGGGGAUGCCGGGCCAAGCGCUGCGGCUGGGGGCGCUGCGGCUGCUGCUCUUCAAGCUGCUGCUGUUUGACGUGCUACUGACCUGCAGCCACCUCCGCGACCUGCAUACCGCGCGAGGGGACCCGGCCCGGGCCCCUGGCCCCCGGGACCCCGGGUUCCUUGCGCCCCCUACGGUCCCGAAGCCUCUGCGGGUAGGAGAGCCCUCCGCCCCCGGCGACUGGAGUCCCCACAGUGAGAUGGGCACCACAGGCCCAGGGCAAACCCGGUCCGCCCCGCAGGCGCUGCAGCCCCUGGCCCGCCGCGGGGUGCACACCCGCCGUCAGGGGCCGGAUCCCAGGAGCCCAGUCUGA
Molecule: messenger RNA, 804 nt
Organism: Rhinolophus ferrumequinum (greater horseshoe bat)
Lineage: Eukaryota; Metazoa; Chordata; Mammalia; Chiroptera; Rhinolophidae
Gene: PTCRA
Product: pre T cell antigen receptor alpha
Exons: 5
Coding region: 1-804 (267 amino acids)
Biological process (GO): negative regulation of thymocyte apoptotic process
Source: RefSeq, a predicted model, not a curated record